AUGACGGAUCAAGAACGUUGCGAGAUGCAGGACCAUGGCCAUAUGCAGCGACCUGAACGUUUGCGUCCACGUCGUCUUGAACGAGAUACGUUAUCGUACUUAAAAGAAGUGACCGAAUUACUUGCCGAGAAUUCCAUGUCUACUACAACUACUUCAUCAACUGAUCAGGAUGAGAUGGAAUUAAUGUUAUGGAAUGUAUUGGAAGAAGUAGCACCACGUGCUGCUAGUGCUACUUCAGAUCGUCAUGCCAGUGAAAUGCUCGAGACUUUUAUACCGAGACUCAAUGAUGCUCAAUUACGUUACUUUAUGUACAAGAUGAUGGGAUAUAUGAGUCAUUUAUGGACAAAUCGGUAUUCAUCACAUGUAUUACAAUAUUUAUUAUCUCGUUCUAGUAUUGUAAUUGCAAAAGAAGAAGCUGAAGAAGAAGAAGAAGAAAAUAAUCGAAUGAAGGAGAUUCCAUCGAUGAGUGAUAUUAUUAUCCAUAUGGUCAAGGAAGUGGAGAAAGAGUGGAUUACACUUAUGAAUGAUGUAAGUGCGAGUCAUGUCCUGCGCUCGGUAUUAGCAGUACUAGCAGGUAAACCAUUGGUCCUGGAAAAGCGUGGUAAAAAAGCUAAGCACCGUGUUGUCACGUUUACUGAAGCUAUUCCUGGUAAAGAUGGUUCUGAAGUUACGUAUAACGUCCCAGAAACGUUCAAGGUACUAUUGAGCGAGCUAGUGAUGGUGCUGAUCAAGUGCCCGACAUUUGAGCUACAGAACCUGCUUUAUGACCAGAACUCGGGCCCGCUUAUUGCUUCGGUGUUGAAGCUAGCUCCUUCGAAAUGCAGACGUAAACUUGCGAAAAAGAUUUUGCAGUGGGAAGACGAGGAUGCGUGCGAGUGUGGUUUUUACGACUUGGCAGCGAACGCCGUGACGAGUCACGUGCUGGAAGCUUUGUUCGAGAGUGCCAGUGAUACAUUUUUUGCAAAGGUUUUUGAGCGCUGUUUGCGCAGCAAGAUGCUACAGCUGGCCGAACACAACAUUGCGAACUACGUGGUUCAGCACGCCAUUAAGCUUGUUCGCACAGAGGAUCUUGCUGCGGAUGUGUUGAGCGAACUGAUGGAUUCCCUGUGGACGCUGCUGACUAUGGGCCGCCCUGGAGUUAUUUGGCGUGUAAUGGAAAUGUGUGUGAAGUAUAAGCUGCACCAACGUAAAAUGUUUGAGGCGCUUGUGAACGCUGUUGCGAAGCAGGAGAGCAAAAAGCCUGAAGCCGUUCGGAAAAACUUUGUAGCGUCCCUAUUAAACUUGCAGCUGUCAACAUCUGCUACGUCCGCCAAGGUUCAGCUGAACGUCAUGGGCGCCAAGAUUAUUGAGCAGAUGCAGCAGUUUGAGGCUGGAGAAUACCUGACCCCGUUGUACGAGGGCAUUCUCUCGUUUAAUAGCAUGCAGCUCAUUGCUUUAGCCAAGGACUCUACCGGUAGCCGCUGUAUUGUAGAACCGAUUUGGGAAUCUAAGGAACUCAGCACUGCGUGGGUGCGGCAGGAGCUGUAUGAACGGUUUGUUGGCAAGUUUGGUACGCUCGCAAUGGAUCGUUUAGGUGCUUUUUCGGUAAUGAAAUGCUAUGAGGAUCUUCCGUUGGACAAGAAGGAGGCAGUCGUGCACGAACUGCUGACAGUAGAGACGCAGCUAAGUGGAAGCCAUUUUUCGCAGCUUGUGAUGAACACGUGCCACUUGUUCGAGUACAAGAAGAGUCGUGAGAAGUGGGAGGCACUUUACACAAAGCAGCAGAAGAUUGCCGACUUGUUUAAGGAUGUUGUCGAAAGUGACGAGGCACCAGAAGGAAGCACAAGAUCUCGUAAAAAACACAAAAAGUCCAAAAAACGCAGAGUUACUCAACUGACUGGAGAGGAAGCUGAACAACGCAAGGAGGAGAUUACUAAAAGUGCCGAUGUGGCGAUGAUCAUGGAUGCACUGCGAAGCGGCGUUGCUGGCAAAGAUAAGAAGACGAAGAAAAGCAAAAAGCACCGCGCUGAGGAAACCUGA
Molecule: messenger RNA, 2019 nt
Organism: Peronospora belbahrii
Lineage: Eukaryota; Oomycota; Peronosporomycetes; Peronosporales; Peronosporaceae
Source: the annotation of a GenBank genome assembly